Rotaria sp. Silwood1 is the source of this 588-nucleotide messenger RNA. The record is from the annotation of a GenBank genome assembly. NCBI's taxonomy places the organism in Eukaryota, Metazoa, Rotifera, Eurotatoria, Philodinida, Philodinidae.
AUGAUUGGUGUUGAAGAUGGUUCGGAUACAACUGCUCAAUUUGUUUCAAUAACAACAAAUAAAAGUGGUUUUACACCAGUUUUUCUUCAAUUUCUUGCUCUUAUUGAUCAAGAUAUUAAUCAUAAGAUUGAAUUUGAAUUUAAUCAAUAUUAUCUUCGUUUUCUUGCUUAUCAUCAUUUAUCAAAUCAUUUUAAAAAUUUUAUACUUGAUUGUGAUUGUGAACGUAAAAAAGAUCGUAAUUGGUAUGUUGAUACAACUCGUGAUUCAUUGACGGAUGAUAUUACUGCUCUAGCUGAACAUGAAGAACAUUUAAAUGAUGCAGAAUUAAAACAACGUACAAAAUGUAUAUCAGCUAUUUAUGAUGACAUUGGUAUUUCUUUACCGGAUAUUUUUAAUGCUAUUCGUCUAUCAAUACAAGAUGAAGCAUAUAAACGAAUGAAUUCUCAUCAAAAUUAUCUUCAGCCUCAACGAUCAUUAUUAUCAUCACGUACAUCAUCAAUGUAUGGUUCUCAUGUAUAUGAAUUCAAACAAUUUACAAUAUCACAAGUUUGUGAUGCUUGUGAUGAAUUACUUAACUUUUUAUUCUAA